Molecule: messenger RNA, 1726 nt
Organism: Esox lucius (northern pike)
Lineage: Eukaryota; Metazoa; Chordata; Actinopteri; Esociformes; Esocidae
Gene: mul3
Product: mitochondrial ubiquitin ligase activator of nfkb 1-A
Exons: 5
Coding region: 115-942 (275 amino acids)
Biological process (GO): organelle organization; protein ubiquitination
Molecular function (GO): ubiquitin-protein transferase activity
Source: RefSeq, a predicted model, not a curated record
UCUACCCAUUCACCAAAGCGUCUACAGCAGACGCUGUCCACUUUUGUGUUCGGAUUUAGAGUUGUUUCAGGUCAUUGGUUCGCACAUUUGACUGUGUGUUUUCGAAUAGCUAGAAUGAGUGACCUUCCCAUCUUCAACCCAUUGGUUCUGAUUGGUGUGGGCUCCAGCUUUGCUUUCUCUGGCCUGUUCUAUCACUUAUACAAAGAGAAGAAACAAGAGGUUAUACAGCUGAAGGAAAUCCCAAAAUUCAGGCCUGAUCGACACUUGGUAAAAAUACUAAAGGCAUCUCCCCACCGAAGACUGCAGUAUGUAGCUAUAGAAGGUUUGGUCCAGGCUGAUGGUGAGCCACUUGCCAGCCAGUUUAUCCCAAGAUGCUUUGGGGUUAUACAGAGGAUAGUGGUAGAGGAACACUGGAAAAUGUGGAACAGCAUUACAAGAACAUGGAACCCCAGGACACGCAACAGAAAGGAGACCAACAACGCUGUCCCCUUCAGCCUGGUUGAACCAGGCGCCUACGUCACGGACAUAACUGUCAAAGUCCACUCCCCUCUGGAAGCUUCUGGCUGCUUCUUGGAGAGGGUUCAUCAUCGAGUCAGACAUGCCCAGGAGGGCCUGGUGAAUGUGGUGUUGGAGGGCCUCAGUGGCGAGCGACCUGUGGCGCAGCAGGAGACCGAGGAGCUGCUCCGCGUGGGGACCACUAUGACUGGGUUUGGGGAGGUGGUUCUGGAGGGAGGGACAGGGACCACCAUGAGGCUCCAGGCACCACAAGAUGGCCGCCUCUACAUUCUGGUCCCCACCAACUACAGGGGCUUUAUAGAGAGACAUGAGGGUACGGCCAAUAUGUGGAAGUUGAUGACUGCUCUAUGCGGGUUUACAGGAGCGUCGCUGCUGGCCGGGGCGGUAUACUCCUCUGUCGGGAGGCAGGACGGCCGCAGGGACUAGUGUUGAUUUCCGAUUUCUAGUCAUUCCGUGCCAAGAUUGAGACCAAAGCGAGUACUUUGUUAAUGAAGUAUGACUAGCUGUGCGGUCAGUGGUGUUUAGUGAAUUCCAUUAUUAAACAAAUCAAGUUUAAUGGCAGCAUUAUAGAGCAGUGGUUCCAAGAGUCAGUACACGAAGUAGCCGAGCUUUGUUGUAGCCCUGGACAAACACAACUGAUUACGAGUCAUCAGGCCCUCAUUGACUUAAAUUGGGGUAUGUUUGUCCAGGGCUACAAAGUGUGCUGUUUGGGGUACUGGUGGACUUGUGUUGGGAACAACUGUUAGCAUAGAAAUCAGAAUAAAUAGAUCCGGUAUGAAGUCAAUGACAGUGUUUAUAGUCACACAAUAUCCUGGUAUUAAUCAAGAACACUCAGUGAUUCUGUUUUUGAGUUGACUCAUACAAACACCCAGUUUACGAUAACCUGACAAGGCUUGUGUCCUGAUUAUGACCGAUGUGGCCCCUUGGUGCAGCCUCAGUUUCCAAUGUGCUAAUGAAUGCAUUUUGAUGGAUACGUUCUGUAAUCUCUUCUGUAAUGACUCGUUGCACUAUUACAACACACAGUAAACACUGAACAGAAUGACAAUGUGUUGCCUGUUAUAGAGGACCAUUUGUAUGGAGAUGCAACCAUACUGUACUUUCAAAAGUAGUGUUUGUCAAUGUAUCGACAAGUAAGCACUCACAUGGGAUGUACUUUUUGUAAUAUUACUUGAUGUAUUACUAAUGUAUUUCUUUGUCUUGUUUUCAAUCA